This is a messenger RNA of Phytophthora sojae, 2118 nucleotides long. RefSeq lists its product as hypothetical. Gene Ontology annotation, molecular function: metal ion binding. Bases 1 to 2118 code for a protein of 705 amino acids. The record is from RefSeq and is a predicted model, not a curated record. NCBI's taxonomy places the organism in Eukaryota, Oomycota, Peronosporomycetes, Peronosporales, Peronosporaceae. The transcript has a single exon.
AUGCAAACACGGCGAGCGUCGAGCAGCGGCGGCAGCAGAAGUAGCAGCAGUGCCACCAGCGAUACCUCGAUGGUCACCGUGGCUGCGUCUCCAGCAGUGAAAAUUACUCAGUCCUCUUCGGCUAAAGCCACAGCCAAGAAGCGCACGCGACGCCAAUGUUCUCACGCCGACUGCACCAAGGUGGACGCUGGCGGAGGCUUCUGCGUCGGUCACGGCGGCGGCAAGAAAUGCUCGUUCCCAGGCUGCACGAAAGGAUACCAGACCGGAGGCUUCUGUAGACGGCACGGAGGUGGCGCGCGCUGUCAAGUGGAGGGCUGCGGGAAGGUGGACGCUGGUAGAGGCUUGUGUCGGGCCCAUGGGGGCGGCAAACGCUGUCAGGUGGUUGAUUGUCCCAAGGCUGACGUAGGUGGCGGGUUCUGUACGGCGCAUGGAGGCGGAAGACGCUGUUCGGAGCCAGGAUGCACCAAGAUUGACCAGGGAGGCGGCAAAUGUCGAGCGCACGGAGGAGCAAGGCGCUGUCGACGCAGGAACUGCCAGCAACCAGCCCGCGGCGCAACGGGAUUCUGUACGGAGCAUGGUGGGUCGCGUGUCUGCUCCGUGCAGAGCUGUAGGAGGCUUGUACGAUCACACAACGACACAGGAACGAUGUGCGCAACGUGCGCGAGGAGUCAAAAGCAGACAAUGGUGGCAAAACCUACGAAGAUCACGAAGCCCGACGAAAACGUAGCAGACAGUGACCGCUCCAGCGACAGCCCCAGAAACAACGCAGUAUUAACCCCACAAGGCUCCGGUGCAUCUGCGCUGGGAUCGUUUUCACCGCUGGCUUCAACACCAGUGAACUCGCGGUGCGACGGAUCUCAAAUGGCCAACUGCUUGGAUAAUGGUUGCUCGCGGAGCUUUGGUGGCGACUGUAAUUGUGCGGGUGAGAGCUGCACUUGCAAUAGUCCAACGUCAUUGACUACGUCUCGAGUUGUUCCCCAGCUCACGAGUAGCAACACCAUCGCCACAACCUCGAACCAGACGCUCGACCCAGACGAGUUUGAACCGUUGCUGAGAAGCAGCAGCGCGUCAACUUCGAGACCGCGAGCCACAAUGCUCCCGCGGUUCGAGCUCCAAAUCAAGCCGUUCUCAAGUCUAGUGGGGGUCGAAGCCAUCGCGUCCAUUCUAUCAACGAUAUCCGGGGUGAGGAGCGUUCACGUGGUGCCUGCUAGAACCAUUUCUGACGAGGUUCCGCUGUCGGAGAGCGAGUUACUUGGAACCAGUAUCAGCACCAACUCACAUUCAUCCCAGCGGCUUGUUAUCGUGCGGGGAGAGCAGUCGCUAGACCUCGAAGUGUCUUUGACGCCAUUGAGAAGUCUUCAGCUUGCGCACAUCAGCAUAGUCGCGCAAUCAUCAACAGCCUGGACCCGAAAAGAAGUGGUGUUGCGGGUGCCUGAUAUGAUGUGCCCUGGAAACUGCGGUACGUCGGUGCUCAACGCUGUGCGGGCUGUUGAAGGUGUGGAAGCUGCUAGACUGCGUUUCGAGCACCGCCAGGUCGUUAUACGUGGAGAUAUGAGCGUGAACGACCUUGCUACUGCAGUGACAGACAUCGGCUUUGACUCGAUCGUGGACGCAACGACGCUGUUGCCGCGAAGAUUUCGGUUCCGUGUUGAUGAUCUCAGCGACGUUGGACUGAACGGCGUCCGGCUCAAAAAUGCCUUGCAAGCUGUCGAGGGCGUUGAAAACCUAGUGCUUUUAACCGAUCGCGUUGAAGUGCUAGUGGUUGCAAUGCUUUUGGAUUCUUCUUCGCUUGUAGAAGCUGCUGAGAGUGUCGGCUUUGAGAUGCUGGAGUUGUCGGAAGAAGCCUGGGGUAUACCGAUGGAAGUGGUGCAACCUUCACUCGGGUCCUCGAAUGACGCUGAUCAAGCAAGUGCAGAUGACUACCACAAGUCUCAUCAGUGUGAUAUGAAUAUCUGUCCGCAAAAUGGAUGCCCAAGGUAUAUGACGACAGUAGCGCAUACUGCGGCGCUCGCUGUCGGUUGGGCUGUACCAGGCUGCGGCAUGUCGUCUGGGGGAGAAUGCACGUGCGGUGACAGCUGCAAAUGCGAGGGCUGCCCUGAGCAUAAUCCCGCAUCUUGA